Messenger RNA from Mizuhopecten yessoensis (Yesso scallop), 2535 nucleotides. RefSeq names its product battenin-like. The record is from RefSeq and is a predicted model, not a curated record. Gene Ontology annotation, cellular component: membrane. The transcript is spliced from 15 exons. Lineage: Eukaryota; Metazoa; Mollusca; Bivalvia; Pectinida; Pectinidae. Bases 171 to 1418 code for a protein of 415 amino acids.
AUCAGUCUUAAAUCUAAUAUUAGAUUGCCGUAGACAUGGAAGGUAAUAUUCGUACCAAAAAUGUUGUGCACACAAGGCUUGAGUCAAACUGUUAACUGAUGUUCGGGAUCAGUGAUGCAGUUUAGGAUACAAGGCGAGUAAUCCAUCAUUGGGUUCUUCUGACUAACAACAUGGACAACUAUACCAGAAAUUGGAUUGGUUUGUUUAUUUUGGGAGCCAUAAACAACCUGCCAUAUGUUAUAGUUGUGUCGGCAGCCAAAACCAUAGCUGACAGUUUUGAUGAAAGGAAUCAGGUUGGUCUGGUGGUAGGAGCCAAUGUGGCACUGUCUGUUGUUGUCAAAUUUGGCAAUACAUUUUUCUUGCUGAAGACAAGAUACUGGAUCCGCUAUGUCGUAAAUGCUGUCCUCAUGCUCAUAGGUCUGUUUGGUGUGGCCUAUGCAUUCAGCUUUUGGUUUGCUCUUAUCUGUAUUGUUUUUGUUGGAGCUAGUGCAGCGUUUGGAGAAAAUGUUGCCCUUGGAUAUCUGCGCCUGUUUCCUAGUACUUUAGUGAACGCCUGGUCCAGUGGUACAGGCAUGGCCGGGGUCCUUGGCGCUGGUAUUUACAUCAUAUUUGGAUGUGUGGUAGGAGCGGGUGGACAUAACACAGCCCAGCUCAAAAGUCUGACAAAAUAUGCAUUCCUGUUGACAACCCCGUUCGUAGCUCUGUAUAUGAUCAGCUACUUCUUCAUCAUUAAACCACCACUUCCAGAAGAAACAUCUGACCAAGGGUCAGCAAGGUCAGUUGGGAAUGUCCAGGCAGAGGAGGAGGAAGAUGAGGUUCACAAACCGCUGUUGCAUGAUGCGGUCAGUGGGGAGGAACAAGUUUUUGAAGCCCCAGCAGAACGACUAAGGAUGUAUGAAGAGACCAUGUGUAGACGGAUCAUCAGGUGCUUCAAGUUAACGACCUGGCUGUCCUUCAAUCUGUGUGCUGUGUACCUGUUUGAAUACAUAGUGCAGGGAUGUGCGGCUAAAGUCAGACCUAAGUCGGAGUACAACAUUGGCUGUCCUGAGCUCUAUGCUGCCCUGUCUCUGUGUUACCAGGCCGGGGUAUUUGUGUCCAGGUCGUCUGUCCAGUUGCUACGGAUACAGCGAAUAGAGAUACUGACCAUUCUACAGGCCAUCAACAUGGUCAUCUGGCUGUUUGAUGUACAUUACAAGUUCAUGCCGACAUCCAUUUUGCCUGUCGUGAUGAUAUAUGUUGGUCUCCUUGGUGGCGCCUCCUAUGUUAACAUCUUCUUCCGAUUACUUCACGAUGAUGUGUAUCCUGAUAAGGACAGAGAACUCUGUAUAAAUAUUGUGGCUAUCUUCAUCACUCUAGGCAUAGUGUUGGGAACUGUAUCAGAGACCAUACUUUUCAACACUGUUCUAAAAUCUGACUAGCGCAGACUUUCUACAGAGGCUGUACUCCACAAAGGACUAGCAACCUCAACUACACAAACAGACUAGCAGUCUCCAUACCUUAUAGUCUUUUGCUGUCUCACCUGUCUUAAGGGACCAUCUAACAGUCUACAGUGUAAAAUGUCCUACCUACAGUGUUCAAUCCAAUCAAGCGGGCACACCUGUUCAAAAGACCAUCCAUAUACAUUUAGUUAAGCUUUAAGUGAUUGCCAGCUCCCUAAAAAUCUUAGUGUACCCAUCAUCAGUCUAAUCUAGUCACCAACAGUUCUGUUUUAGAUAUUUAUUUAUGUCACAUUAUGGGAGUUUAUUCUAAAUUUCUAUGAUCAAGAUGUCUAGUUAAGGUACAGAACAUGUUCAUAUUAAUUUUAGAUGGAAGGAUCAACACUGGUAUGCUAUCUAUAGAAAUAGAUGAUAGGAUUACAGAUGUUCUUAGAGUUGUCUACCUUCCCCUGCUAUGCUUGGGUGUAUAGACUGGCCAUGAUGUAUGUGUUGGUAACAUAUGUCAUCUAUAGACUGGGGUUGUGCAAUACUGUAAACCAUACUCAAGUUUAUUCCUGUGAAGAGCUGCUUGUUGAGAUAUUUUAUUGGUGUUGUGUCUACAGCUCAGUGUAGUUACCACAAAUGUUUUACAAUAUAUUUUUUAAAGUUCUUUGAAUUGUUCAGGUCUGAAUGGUCAAAUGAUGAUGUAAAGAGUAUUGUGCAUGAUUGCUUGUCUUUCAAAUAAAUUUCCCAGAAUAACUAUAUUUGUUUUUGUGGUUGUGUCAUGUAUACCUCAAAACAGUAUGUGGAGGUUUUUGCAUGAACCUUUUGUAGAUUCAUGCAAAAACACGGUUUCACAGGUGUCUCUAUGACAUGACAAUAGGGCGCAAUAUUUAUUUCUAAUAAUUAUAAUAUUUUAUGCUCUUUGUGAUUGAAUUUGCUUUUCGUAGCAUUUUUGUAUGACCAUUAUGUUUAAUGUGUAUUGAAAGCAGACUGAUGUGAUAAUAAACAAUUAGCCUUGUGAUGUGAUAUUAUACUAUCCUACAAUACAUCUCCAGCAAACACUCAGACAUACACACAUAGGGAGAUAUUAGCCAGGUGGCAUAGGACAAGAAGUUAG